This is a messenger RNA of Sodiomyces alkalinus F11, 2988 nucleotides long. RefSeq names its product PX domain-containing protein. The record is from RefSeq and is a predicted model, not a curated record. NCBI's taxonomy places the organism in Eukaryota, Fungi, Ascomycota, Sordariomycetes, Glomerellales, Plectosphaerellaceae. Gene Ontology annotation, cellular component: endosome. Gene Ontology annotation, biological process: protein targeting to vacuole; retrograde transport, endosome to Golgi. Gene Ontology annotation, molecular function: phosphatidylinositol-3-phosphate binding. Bases 453 to 2711 code for a protein of 752 amino acids. The transcript has 5 exons.
GCUUUCACCACUCCUGGGGAACUUCAGGUGGUGCUCGAAUUGCAUCAUCAAUCCAGUUUCAGCUUCCUCAAUCUCAACUCUACUCUGCAUCUACCGAGUCUCAUUUUACUGCAUCUCCGACCCAUUGCAUUGCAUUGCAUUUGUUUUCCUUUCCUGCUGCUCCGGGAAGCCGCGGAGUUGAUCUGUCGUUUGUCGGUUGUUUUCUAGGCGCCAUCUCGUCUCCCUCUCCUGCUCCUCCUCCUCUUUCUUCUCUCCCCUCCCCUCCCCCCUCUCCUCUCGAGCGAACGGCAAACGGCAAACGGCAAUCGAGAUCGCAUUGGAUUCCCUUCACACCACCGACAACCUUGGCUUUCGCUCGCCGCCUCGAGCAUCGCUUUCCCUAAACAUAAGGGCCCUGUGACAUCGACAGUGAGGCCAAGGCGAAGAAUCUUACCUUCUCAGCUACGUUCAGCAUGUCCCUCUUCGGCUCAUCGCCUGGGGAGUCCCCUUCCUCGGCGUCUCCCGCCGCUCCGUCUCGCUCCCUUUUCGACGACGAAGCCUACUCCGCCGGCAAGUCCGCUUCCAAUUCGCUCUUCGCCGACGACGACUUUUCCGGGGACGGGAGCAGGUCCCCCUGGGACAUGCCUACCCCGCGCAAGCAACAGUCUCUUGCCGACCUCAUCCGUACCCUCCUUCCCGCUUCCGACUCCCCCGACAGCUACAUCGACGCCUUCGAUAGAUUCGUGCAUGAAGAUGGUGCCGAUGGCAAGGUGGCUUCCGCCGGCGUUACCAAGCUUUUCGAAGCUGCAGAGCUCCGCGCCGAUCAGCAAGACCACAUCAUGUCCAUCGUCCGCCCCAGCCGCACCGACGUCGCUUUCGACCGAGCCGAGUUCAACGUGGUGUUAGCACUGGUUGGCCUGGCCCAAGAGGGAGAGGCUGUCAGCUUGGACGGCGUCGACGAGCGCCGCAGAAAUCUUCCCAAGCCCAAGCUCGCCGGUCAACUCGCUACCCCGGCGAUGCCUCCCACCUCCGAGCUCGCCGCCAAACCUCCCCAAUCGCCUGCGUCGCCUGCGUCACCUGCCAAGCAGCAGCAACACGAACGACAUCAACAACACCAGCCUCUUUCCCCGUCGAAACCCCAAACCAUCCGACGCCCUCCCAUGGAGUUCCCCGAGACCGACGACCCAUGGGGGUCACCCGGUGCCCAUAAACAUCACAACCACCCACCAAUGAUACCCCAGGCGAAUGGCCCUAGUUCACAAAUCCACAGCACCAGUCAUGGUGCCACCGACUUUCCUGCCACGGAGAACACCACCAUCGCAGGCCGAACCUUGUCCUCCUAUACCGCUCCCACCGUCACCCCUGGCACCGGCUCGAUUCAGCCACCCACGGAAACCUCAGUCACGUCGCCGGCUGUAGGCGACUGGGGUUAUUUCGAGGGCAACAGUCCUGGUGGAGGCUUCGUCGACCCUUUGCCGGGCCAGCAGGCGGCGAAUCCAUUCGGGGGUAAUGGGAACAGAGGUUCCACAGGAAACGCCCCGGACGUGCCGGCUCUGCGACCCGCCGUCAGCCGUACAGGUCAUGCUGUGGAGGAAAUCAUCGUUGUCACCCUUAUGCCCGAGAAAGAGGGCCUCUUCUUCUUCCAACACCACAACUACGAAGUGUCCAGCGUGAGGAGAGGGAGCAAAGUGAUUCGGAGAUAUAGCGACUUUGUGUGGCUGCUGGACUGCCUACACAAGCGGUACCCAUUCCGGGCACUUCCCCUGCUUCCCCCGAAGCGUGUCGCAGUCAACGGCAACCACCUUUCGAACGACGGGGCUUUCAUCGAGAAGCGCCGGCGUGGACUCGGACGGUUCCUCAAUGCACUUGUUCGCCAUCCGGUUCUGGGCCAAGAACAACUCGUCAUCAUGUUUCUGACCGUGCCGACCGAAUUGGCCGUGUGGCGCAAACAAGCCACCAUCUCCGUUCAGGAUGAGUUCGCCGGUCGCGCCCUCCCCCCGGGCCUCGAAGACUCUCUCCCGCCUACACUGGAAGAACUUUUCAACCGGACCCGAGCUGGCGUGCGGCGUUCGUCUGAACUUUACAUCAACGUCUGCACCAUCAUGGACCGUCUCGUCAAGCGUACCGAAGGCGUCGCCGCAGACCAUGCCCGCAUCGCGCUCUCCCUGCAGUCCCUCACGGAAGCCAGCAACGACACGUACGCCACCGACACCAACGACGUGCCCCUGCUCAACGAUGGCCUCACGGCGACGAGCAAGCAUCUGCGGACUUGCCAGAGCCUGUUGGAAGACGAGAGCAAGGCGUGGGAUGCGGGUGUGCUGGAGGACCUCAAGCGCCAGCGUGACACCCUCGUGAGCAUCCGGGACAUGUUCGAGAGAAGAGACCGGCUCGACAAGGACAACAUUCCCUACCUGGAGCGGAGGAUACAGACCAACGAGACGAAGCUGGCCAACUUGCGCAACAAGCCCGAGGGUAUGGUGAAGCCGGGCGAGGUUGAGAAGGUCGUCGAAGCCAUCAUCAAGGACAAGGAAUCCAUCGUGAGCCAGCACAACAGGUCCGUUUUCGUCAAGGAGUGCAUCCGCGACGAGCUGCUCUACUUCCAGUCGAGCCAGUACCACGUCUCCCGCUGGAACCAGGAUUGGGCCCAGGAACGAGUCAAGUACUCGGAGAUGCUGGCGGACAACUGGCGCCGCUUGCUGGACGAGCUGGAUGGCAUGCCCCUAGGCGACUAGGAGGAUGGCGGGUUUACCGUCGUUUUGGUUGUGCUUUUCCAUCUCGCCCUUUUCACGGACCAGAGGCAUUUCGAGGAGGGGGCCGUAAUGGCCAUGAUGGUGGGAGUAGGCCGAGAAGCUUGAAUGGUCCGGUCCAUUGUAUCAAAGUUGUCCUGUCAGCUAUGUACGCUGUCGUAAUUGUUGUUUCUUGUUUGUACGAUUCCAAGCCACCAUCUUGGCGUAUACCCUCUGCGUACCAAUGAGCUGCUUUUCAAUAUAUUGCUUUUUAUCCCCCCCC